AUGUGGAUCCAAAUCUUCCUAUGUAUCUUAUGCCCAAGGUACAUCAACUUAACAUCUGAGGGUCUAUACCUAUGGCCUUCCAAGGAGAACCCUGGGAUCAUUUUCAAUGAGAUCACCAACGUCCAUAUCACGGAAAGAAAAUGGAGAAUAAUUUCGACAAUAGAGAUCGGCGGACUAAUCCACAUUCAACCUUGGCAUUCAAUUAUACCUACCUCGGAUCUGGAUUCCACGCAAAAAUGCCUCUCAUUUUUCACAAAGACGGAAUGCGCACUGCUUCUGAGAUCGGAGAGUCUCGAGAACUUAGAAAGAGACAGACAAAAUUUAGUCAGUCGGCUACAACAGCUACUCUCGGAAACUUUACCUAUUACAGAGGCAGACAUCCGCACUCGAAGAUCACCUUGGUUCGGUUUUGUGGGAAAAAUUGCCCGUAAAGCAUUCGGUGUCAUGGACUACGACGAUUUCGAACAUUUUUCUAAAGAAAUAGACAGACUAUACAACGACCAAAGGGAAAUUACAGCCCUAAUAAACAAUUCGACACACGUCAUAAAAUCAAAAAUCAAUCAAAUACUUUCUGACGAAGACGACACUCGACACCGGGUGUACUCCUUGGUGGGGCAAUUGAACACGUACUGGCCACAAAUACAACAUGAAGAGAAAAAAUUAAGUUUUCGAAUAAACCUCAUACAGAUGGCUCAAGAAUAUGAAUAA
This is a messenger RNA of Cotesia congregata, 708 nucleotides long. The record is from the annotation of a GenBank genome assembly. Lineage: Eukaryota; Metazoa; Arthropoda; Insecta; Hymenoptera; Braconidae.